This is a messenger RNA of Camponotus floridanus (Florida carpenter ant), 1120 nucleotides long. Its product is annotated as lysozyme. NCBI's taxonomy places the organism in Eukaryota, Metazoa, Arthropoda, Insecta, Hymenoptera, Formicidae. Bases 461 to 949 code for a protein of 162 amino acids. The transcript has a single exon. The record is from RefSeq and is a predicted model, not a curated record.
CUUAGUGCAGUCAUCAGCUCAAUCACGCGUUACACUCUGCAAAACACGCGAGGUCAUCAACUUCGAACAAAGAGCGUCUCGAACUAACGAAAUUAUUCGAAAAGUCGUUCGAAGAAUUGAAAAUUUUCCAAAUAAUCACUUGCUUAUUUAAUUGUGUAUUAUUGGUGCUCAUAUCCACAACAAACAAACUUCAAUUCCAAUAUUAUUAGUGUUGCAUCAGCUCAGGAGAGCGAAGAAUAUUUUUAUUUUGCUGUGCAAUAUUUUCCGGAGGGAAAACCACUAGAAUGGAACAUUAACUUUAGGUUUCUAAAUUUAUGAAGAAUAAAAUCAAGCACACAAUUUUAGUUCCUUUCUAUAAAGUCGAGCAAUUGUUUCAUCAGUGAUCCCAAGAGUCGAAAAAGCGCAGUUUGCACUAAUUACUUCGACGCAAUCUUGGCUGUGAAUAAUCAAUCGUUGAACGAUGAGGGAAUUGUGGGUGAUCUUAUCCAUUUUGACGGUCCUAGCUAUCCGCUCGCUGGUAGAGGGGAAGAAACUCACAGAAUGCGAGGUCGUAAAAGAAUUGGAUCGAGCUAAAAUCAGCAAGAGCCUAUUCAGUAAUUGGGUUUGUCUGAUAAAAAGCGAAAGUGGGAUGGAUACGGCGCUAAUAACUGGUCCAAAGGCAGCAUCCAGUUAUUCCUUCGGCAUCCUCCAGAUCAGCAGCCCCAAAUGGUGCACGAGAGGACGUAAAGGUGGCAUCUGUAACGAACGCUGCGAGGAUUUUCUCAACGACGACAUAAAGGACGACAUCGCGUGCGGAAAGAAGAUUUUCGAUCAGGAGGGAUUCAAAGCAUGGGACGGAUGGAUAAAAAAUUGCAAAAAUAAGCCGCUCCCCAAUGUGCCUUUCCCACCUUGCACACGAAGAAGAAGAAUGGUGCCUCCAGUCGAAGUAAUCGAUGCUGCGCUUAUAUGAUUGGAACAAUUCGUUUGAUGCACUGAUACACGAAACUCGAUUUUAUUUCAACGCACUGUAUGCUUUGCUAAAAUGUUGCAUGUGUAUGAAUUACUAUUAUGUAAUCAUUAUACGUAUACUUUCGAUAAUUUUUCGUAUAAUCUGCAUAAGAAUUUACAAUCGUAAAUACAA